Molecule: messenger RNA, 1350 nt
Organism: Vigna unguiculata (cowpea)
Lineage: Eukaryota; Viridiplantae; Streptophyta; Magnoliopsida; Fabales; Fabaceae
Gene: PPD1
Product: Photosystem II reaction center PsbP family protein
Biological process (GO): photosynthesis
Cellular component (GO): photosystem II oxygen evolving complex; photosystem II; extrinsic component of membrane
Molecular function (GO): calcium ion binding
Source: RefSeq, a predicted model, not a curated record
GUUUGUUUUAGUUUAGGGAUAAGAGGAGAAGAUGAGAUGAGGAAAUACUGUUUCUUAGAUUUCAGAUAACCAUUGCUUUUACAUUUUGUUCUCACUUAUUCCUUUGCAGACUUCAGUACCUUCACUCUCUUCUGUCCAGCCUCAUAUCAACACAUUGGACUAGGCUCUACACACACAUAGCAACCCUGCGUAGAAGCAUGGCAAGACUGGCGGCACUCCAACAGCACCUACUAUCUUUCUCUCCCUUGACCCCCUCUCUUUCUGACUUAAGUGGAACCAGACUUCAUGCUCAACAUCAGUUGAAGAGAAAAUUAUGGCAGCCAAAAGGGACUCUCUGUGUCUCCGCAUCAAGCACCAAGAAUAUCUUAAACAUGGGAGGCACCAGGUUUAUUGGAGUGUUUUUGUCUAGGCUCCUCGUCAAAGAGGGUCACCGAGUGACUUUAUUUACAAGAGGUAAAGCGCCUGUCACUCAACAAUUGCCAUGUGAAUCAGACGGUGAUUAUGCUGAUUUUUCUUCCAAGGCUAAAGCUUUUGCAGUUUCAAGAAGGAAAGCAGCAUCUUUGAUCUUAUCAACCUACAUUAUCUCAAAGGUCGGUGUAGCACUGGCUCAGCAGUCUCCUGUGUUCCGUGAAUACAUAGAUGCAUUUGAUGGUUAUUCAUUCCAGUACCCAGGGAGUUGGAUUCAAGUCCGUGGUGCUGGGGCUGACAUAUUCUUCAGGGACCCUUUUGUUCUCGAUGAAAAUCUCUCUCUUGAAAUUUCUUCACCUUCAUCCUCCCAAUACAAGAGUGUUGAAGAUUUGGGUCCACCCCAAGAAGCUGGAAAGAAAGUGCUCAAACAAUAUCUAACUGAGUUUAUGUCAACGAGACUCGGUGUUAGACGUGAAUCAAAUAUUCUUUCAACUUCUUCAAGAGUAGCUGAUGAUGGCAAGUUGUACUAUGAAGUUGAGGUAAACAUAAAGUCAUAUGCAAACAACAAUGAACUUGCUGUUAUGCCACAAGACCGGGUGGCUCGUCUGGAAUGGGACCGGAGGUACCUAUCUGUUCUUGGAGUUGAAAACAACCAACUGUAUGAGUUGAGAUUGCAGGUGCCGGAAAAUGUGUUUGCAGAGGAGGAAAGUGAUCUUCGUAGAGUCAUGGAUUCGUUUCGAGUGAGCAAGAUUGCUGCUUAGAACUAGAAUGUUGGAUGCAUGAAUAUGCUCUUUGUUCUUGAAACAUAAUCUUAUUUUUUUAUUUCUUCUCAAUUCUAAAAAUCAUUUUUCUCUAACUCUUCUUUGCCAUAAUCUGGGCUCUGUUGAUUUUUUUGUUACAGUCUUAUAUUCAUUUUCAUAUAUAUAUAUAUAUAUAUAUUUA